This is a messenger RNA of Exaiptasia diaphana, 1268 nucleotides long. RefSeq names its product 3-hydroxyisobutyryl-CoA hydrolase, mitochondrial. The transcript is spliced from 14 exons. Gene Ontology annotation, cellular component: mitochondrion. Gene Ontology annotation, biological process: L-valine catabolic process. The record is from RefSeq and is a predicted model, not a curated record. Gene Ontology annotation, molecular function: 3-hydroxyisobutyryl-CoA hydrolase activity. Bases 1 to 1017 code for a protein of 338 amino acids. Lineage: Eukaryota; Metazoa; Cnidaria; Anthozoa; Actiniaria; Aiptasiidae.
AUGAUUUUAGGCAGAACACAUGCAAACACAAACAUUUAUUGCAAUAAGGACCAUGAUGACCAACUUUUCAGGAUCUGCUACUGGAAAAAUGUUGGACUGAUCACUCUUAACAGACCCAAAGCKCUUAAUGCUUUAAAUUUAUCAAUGAUAAGAAAGAUUUAUCCGGUCCUAAAGGCAUGGGAUCAAGACCCAGAGGUUGGUCUUGUUAUUAUCAAAGGGACAGGAGAAAAAGCUUUCUGUGCUGGUGGAGAUGUGCGAGCCAUAGCAGAAGCUGGUCUCAGAGGAGAAGACUUAACCAAGGAUUUCUUUAGAGAGGAAUACACUUUAAACUAUACCAUAGGAACCUUGCAAACCCCAUAUGUAGCUCUUAUAAAUGGCAUCACUAUGGGAGGGGGAGUUGGUCUUUCAGUUCAUGGUCACUUUAGAGUUGCUACAGAAAAAACAUUAUUUGCCAUGCCUGAAACAGCAAUUGGAUUAUUUCCUGAUGUUGGUGGUGGACAUGCUCUKCCAAGACUGGAAGGCUGUCUUGGAACCUUCCUGGCAUUAACAGGACAUAGACUGAAAGGCAUWGAUGUCAAACAUGCUGGUGUAGCAACACAUUUUGUUACACUUGAUAAGCUUUCUGAAUUAGAGGAAUCUUUACAUGGUUUAAGUGAUUUUAAACUGAGAACUGUCAAAGGCUUGCUUGAUGACUUUGAUUCUAAGUGUUCAAAGAAUCAAAACCCAAAGUUCAUCUUGGAGGAUCACACAAUCAACAAAAUGUCUCCAUCAUCUUGUAAGGUAACAUUGCGGCAACUUCAAAAUGGAGGCACCAUGAACUUAGCUGAGUGCUUACAGAUGGAGUAUAGGUUAUCACAGAGAUUUAUGGAAAAUGAAGACUUUUAUGAAGGAAUACGAGCAGUACUUAUUGACAAAGACAACAGUCCAACAUGGAGUCCUAACAGUCUUGACAAAGUAUCAGAUGAAAAGGUUGACUCAUAUUUUUUACCACUUGGACCAAGGGAAUUGGAAUUAUAAUGAAAAUUAUAUAUUAAACAAUUACAUAGGAGUGUACAUGUGUAUGGACUCACAGAAAAUACAAUAUACUUUUUUAAAUCUGGACCAAAAAUAACAAMAUUUGUACAGUGCAUGUACAAAAAUGGUUUAAUUUCACAAUGUAACCUUGAGCUUAUUACCAGACCUUAUGAAAGUAAAGCUACAUUGAGACAGCUCUGUAAAAUUAAAUGCAAAAAUAACGAUGAUAAUAAAGCAACAUAUUAUGCAUGUAA